AUGACUGGUGAUCUUGCUGAGAUCCGACUCUUCUGUUCUUGCACCAUACUGCGUCUUGAUGUGUUGGGUCAGGAAACACUUUUGAAUCUCUUCCUUCGCAACUACCUGCCCUACAACCUUUAUGACAAAGCAGUGAGGAUAGAUGACUUAGAGCUCAGUAACGUCCAAGAGAGGUUUGAGACAUUUUCUGUAAACAUGACUCACAACCUCAUAGUCAGGCUCCGACACAAACAGAAUCUUGACAAAGCCACAGCCGAUGGACACAACGUGGACGGUGGCUUGAAGGCCAUUGGGCUUACCGAUCAAAGAGAGACGCCAUCUUUUGAAGCAAAUCCACUUGACUUCCUCUCCACAAAGCUAUCGAGACUAGAGAAGGAACUAUCAGGAGUAAGAUCCCAUUUUGUUGAGUCUUGUGCAUUGCCUAUAAGCACAUACUUCUCUGCCAUGAAGCUUCUCUGGCUAAUGGAGAACGUACAUGCUGUUAAAGACGCUAUCAAGAAAGGAUAUGCCAUCUUUGGCACAAUCGACACAUGGCUGAUCUGGAACAUGACCGGCGGUGUGAAUGGAGGUCUACACGUCACUGAUGUCACCAAGAUCUUACGCAGCAUUAGCAUCUCUUACUCAAGAAUCUCUCUAACAGAUGUUGCCCAGAAGCUAAGGCUAAACUCUGCAUACCCGAUGGCAGAUGCAUAA
Messenger RNA from Brassica napus (rape), 693 nucleotides. RefSeq names its product glycerol kinase-like. The record is from RefSeq and is a predicted model, not a curated record. NCBI's taxonomy places the organism in Eukaryota, Viridiplantae, Streptophyta, Magnoliopsida, Brassicales, Brassicaceae. The transcript has 5 exons. Gene Ontology annotation, molecular function: glycerol kinase activity. The coding region runs from base 1 to 693 and encodes 230 amino acids. Gene Ontology annotation, biological process: glycerol metabolic process; glycerol-3-phosphate biosynthetic process; triglyceride metabolic process. Gene Ontology annotation, cellular component: mitochondrion.